Messenger RNA from Saccostrea echinata, 1968 nucleotides. RefSeq names its product multiple epidermal growth factor-like domains protein 10. The transcript is spliced from 16 exons. Gene Ontology annotation, molecular function: scavenger receptor activity. The record is from RefSeq and is a predicted model, not a curated record. The coding region runs from base 1 to 1968 and encodes 655 amino acids. NCBI's taxonomy places the organism in Eukaryota, Metazoa, Mollusca, Bivalvia, Ostreida, Ostreidae.
AUGUCUCGUGGGAUUAAGCACCAUGGGGAACAGGGAAAUAAGAAUUAUUUUGUGGACGUCACAGUUUCAGAAAAAGAAGCCACCUCAGAAAUUGAAGAUGACUAUGAAAAUCCUGAAUAUCAAGAUAGAUAUGAAUCAGAAAAUUUAGCAUACCUCAGACCUACAUGGCAAAGCACAACUCAUGACCCUUCAUAUAGUAGUUCAUCAAGAGCUGUUGAUGGUCAAAGAUCAGAUCUUUCCUAUAUUGGAAAACAAUGCAGUGUUUCUAGAGAUGGGGAAAGAACUGCCACGUGGUGGGUGAAUCUAGAAGGAGUUCGUGGAAUAAACUUCAUAGUCAUUUAUUACAGAACAGAUAACGUGUUCUGGAAUUCUGCCAAUGCGUAUACAACCAGAUUUCUUGGAUUUUAUGUGUACAUUUCAAAUACAACAGACAGACUCGCUGGGAAAUUAUGCUUUCACGACACAAAUUACAACAGAGCAACAAUACCAGCCGUUGCCAACAUCAGCUGUCCAGUACAUGGACAAUAUGUCAUCUACUAUAAUGAAAGACUUCAGGGCGUCAGCUAUCCAAAUGGAUAUUCAGUGAACGCGUUCACUGAGCUUUGUGAGGUCGAAGUUUAUGGUUGCUCCGAUCCCACUCGUUAUGGUACAGAUUGUUCUCACCGAUGUUCUUCAAACUGCCUACAGUACUGUCAUAUAGAAUCAGGAGAGUGUCCACAAUGUGCACCUGGUUAUCAGGGCAAAUGGUGUCAGCAAGAGUGUGACGACGGAUUCUUUGGGAAGCAAUGUAGUAUGGCUUGUGGACAUUGCAAACAACCGAACGAAUGCCACCCAAUAAAUGGAACGUGUUUAAAUGGAUGUUUUGGAGGAUAUAAAGGACAAUUCUGCAAUAAAACAUGCAAUGAAGGAUACUUUGGAGAAAACUGUAUCCACAAAUGUAACGAUACUUGUAAGGGAUGCAACAGAACAAAUGGUAUUUGUGAGAAUGGUUGUUAUCCUGGUUGGAAGGGAGCGUACUGCCAUGAAGAAUGUAAUGAUGGGUUCUUUGGCGAAAAUUGUAGCAUGACUUGUGGACAUUGCAAGAAGUCAGAGGAGUGUAACCCAGUAAAUGGGACGUGUUUGAAUGGAUGUUCUGGGGGAUAUGAAGGACAACUAUGCAAGAAACCAUGUUCAGUGGGAUACUUUGGAGAAAACUGUGUCAACAAAUGUAACGAUACAUGUAAAGGGCGUAAUAGAACAAACGGAGUUUGUGGAAAUGGAUGCUAUCCUGGUUGGAAAGGAGAAUUCUGUCAUAGGGAAUGCGAUGGCCGAUUUUAUGGAGAUAAUUGCAGUAUGUCUUGUGGACAAUGCAUAAACUCAGAACAAUGUCAUCCAAUCAACGGGUCAUGUAUGAAUGGCUGUGAUGAAGGAUUUGAAGGGACCUUUUGCAAUGAAACCUGUAGAAACGGAACCUUUGGACGAAACUGUCUUCAGACUUGUAACUCUACAUGUUAUGGAUGUAACAGAACAAAUGGUAAAUGUGACAGCGGAUGUCAUCCAGGAUGGAAAGGGAGCUACUGUCACAAGGAAUGUGACAAUGGAUUUUUUGGAAAUAAAUGCCGCAUGAUUUGUGGACACUGUAUAAAUUCAGAACAAUGUCAAUCAAUCAACGGGACAUGUAUGAAUGGGUGCGAUGAAGGGUUUAAAGGGACCUUUUGCAAUGAAACCUGUAGAAACGGAACCUUUGGGAGAAACUGUCUAGAGACAUGUAACUCUACAUGUUAUGGAUGUAACGGAACAAACGGAAUAUGUGAAACUGGAUGUUAUCCUGGAUGGAAAGGAGAUUACUGUCAUCAAGAAUGUGACAAUGGAUUCUAUGGAGAUAAUUGCAGUAUACACUGUGGGCACUGCAUUAAUUCAGAAAAAUGUCAACCAAUUAACGGAACAUGUAUGAAUGGCUGUGAUGAAGGAUAUCAAGGGACCCUGUAA